Messenger RNA from Thamnophis sirtalis, 1418 nucleotides. The record is from RefSeq and is a predicted model, not a curated record. NCBI's taxonomy places the organism in Eukaryota, Metazoa, Chordata, Lepidosauria, Squamata, Natricidae.
UUUCCAGGGCCGUGCAGGACCAAGUGGGGAACCAGGCCGACCUGGUGCCACUGGGCUACGGGGUGAAUCCGGCCAGCAGGGUCCUACUGGGGUUUCGGGACCCAAAGGUAACCAGGGCAUUGCUGGGACAGAUGGACUACCAGGAAGUAAAGGAGAACAGGGCCCUUUUGGCUCUCCUGGACAGAAAGGGGAAGCAGGACAGAGAGGAGAGCCUGGCCCGAAAGGAGUGCACGGCCCCAAUGGAACUGCUGGACUUCCAGGAAUUCCAGGCCAUCCUGGCAAAAUGGGUUUGCAAGGCGAGCAAGGAAUCCCUGGGAUUGUGGGGAAAACGGGCCCUCCGGGAAAAGAAGCUAGUGAGGAACGCAUCCGAGAACUCUGCGACGGAAUGAUCAGCGAGCACAUUGCCCAGUUAGCUGCUAAUUUAAGGAAACCCUUGGCUCCUGGACUCAUGGGGAAGCCUGGGCCCGCUGGACCUCCGGGGCCUGCUGGAGCAAUGGGGAGCAUUGGACAUCCUGGGGCCCGUGGCCCACCUGGAUACAGGGGACCCCCAGGGCAUUUGGGAGCUCCUGGGCCCAGAGGGGACUCAGGUGAGAAGGGAGACAAAGGAGUCGCUGGCAAAGGCGUGGAUGGACCUGUUGGAGAUCAAGGCCCGCAAGGACCACCAGGUGUUCCUGGAAUCAGGAAAGAUGGCCGGAAUGGUGCGCCUGGUGAACCUGGGUUACCAGGGGAUUCUGGAAGACCGGGUUCAGCUGGAGCACAAGGAACUACAGGACUCUGUGAUUCGUCUGCCUGCAUAGGAGCUGCUGCUAGAGGGAAAUUCAAGAAAUCAUAAAUCCGCAGGAAGUUGAAUUAAAUUGUCCAACAACUGUACAUACCUGGACUGGUGAUUCAGACAGAAAAUGCAGGCGUUUAAAUGGCUAGGAAGUGGGAUACUUUGCAGAGCUCCCUGUUUUGAUUGGGGUUCACAAAUGUAAAUCGGGUGAAUUGAAUCAAACUGGAUGAUUAAAAUUAUCAUUUAUAAAAUGUGCAUAAUUCAAAGAUUCCCUUGAAAUUCACUCCCUGACAUUUUGUGUCCACAACAGCUUAAUGUAUUGGAUCAAAAGCCAUGUUGGACAUCCGAGUUUUUAUGGGUGUGAAUUAAUCACAACUGCACUGGAAACAGAUUUUACAACAUUCAAUGGAAUAUCACGAUAUACUUAGAGCCCACUCUAGGGUAUGAAUUCUUAGUAAAUGUCCAUUUUCAUGCAUGGUUUAUGAGGAAAAACGUGCACACACCUGUUUCUUAGAUGAAUUUGAACAUUUCUCCAGUAUUAUAAAGGAUAUUCAGUAAUGACACAUUAUACCCUUUCAACAUUAAGUAUUAAUAAAAAAACCAAAGUACAGAAAACAAACACUAUUGAAAACGAGUGUAUACAUUA